Molecule: messenger RNA, 2779 nt
Organism: Rhinichthys klamathensis goyatoka
Lineage: Eukaryota; Metazoa; Chordata; Actinopteri; Cypriniformes; Leuciscidae
Gene: rbm12
Product: RNA binding motif protein 12
Exons: 2
Coding region: 101-2689 (862 amino acids)
Biological process (GO): regulation of RNA splicing
Cellular component (GO): ribonucleoprotein complex; nucleoplasm
Molecular function (GO): RNA binding
Source: RefSeq, a predicted model, not a curated record
AUUGAUUUUAAAUGAUUGCCGUCAGGAUUGGCUUGGGUAUCCUGUGCAUCUUGUAACGAAGCAGCACUUUAAAUACAGGUGUGUUUUGUUGCACCUCAGCAUGGCUGUGGUCAUCCGUUUGCAGGGUCUCCCCAUUGUGGCUGGGACUAUGGACAUACGUCAUUUCUUCUCUGGAUUGACCAUCCCGGAUGGUGGUGUGCAUAUUGUAGGGGGUGAACACGGUGAGGCUUUUAUCGUGUUCGCCACAGAUGAAGAUGCAAGGCUUGGAAUGAUGCGCACAGGGGGCUCGAUCAAAGGUUCCAAGGUGUCUCUGUUACUGAGUAGCAAAACAGAAAUGCAAAACAUGAUUGAGCUGAGCCGUAGGCGCUUUGAAACCGGCAGUGCAGAGGUUGCCACAGGAAAUGGCAGUAGGCCGGGUCCACCAGUUAGUACUGGUGGAAGUGGAAGGGGCAACUUGGCAACCACAGCCCAAGGUUUUAGUAACACAACUCAGACUACAGCCACCACAGCAGUGUCAACACACGAGGCUGUAAGCAACAAGACUGUCCCUACCUUUUCGACCACUACCAUGGGAAAUAUGCCCCCAAACUUUAAUAAUUUUAGCAGCCCAAGUCUUAGUUUGGGAUCAACAAUGACAACAGCAAUGUCAUCCUUGAACUCUGUACCUCCCCCAAUACCUCCCUUGCCCACCAUGCCAACUCUACCACCGAUGCCCCCCAUGCCAGGACCCCCACCAGUAUCCACAUUACCACCGGUACCUGCUGUUAAUCCGCUAACGUCAGUGCCUCCGGUCCCUCCCAUUGCACACAUGACGCACAUGUCUGGGCUUCCUCCAUUCAAUCCUGGUGUCCCUCCCCCAGUCGGCCCUUUAUCUGGUGGUAUAGCUGCCUCUGGUCCACUGUCUCUCGGAAAUCACAAUCCAAUGUUCCUGAAUCACCUAAACCCCCAUAACCUCCAAUCUCACAUGAAAUCAGCACCGACAAACCCAGAUGAGUUUUACGUUCAUCUACACGGCCUUCCUUUUUCAGUCACUGAAUGUGAAGUCAGAGAUUUCUUCCAGGGACUUGGGAUUGAGUCCGUUCGUUUGCUCAAAGACCACCUGGGUAGAAACAGCGGCAGGGCAUUGGUUAAGUUCUUCUCGCCCCAAGAGUCUUUUGAAGCUCUGAAAAGAAAUGCUGGAAUGAUUGGCCAAAGAUACGUUGAAGUUUCUCCAGCUACAGAGCGACAGUGGAGAGAGAGUGCGGGACAGUCUAAAGCAAGUGGUGACUCCGAACACAAUCGCCAUCGUCGCAGAAGUGCCAAUUCGCCACCACCCUCUGGUCGCGAGCGAGCCAGAUCCCGAUCUCCCCACAAACUAGAAUUCUGUGUGUAUUUGAAAGGACUCCCGUAUGAAGCCGAAAACAAGCAGAUCUUUGAGUUUUUCAAAAAUCUUGACAUUGUUGAAGAUAGCAUUUACAUUGCGUACGGUCCCAAUGGCAGGGCAACCGGUGAGGGAUUUGUGGAGUUUAGGAAUGAAAAUGACUACAAAGUUGCUCUCGGAUGCCAUAUGCAGUACAUGGGUAGUCGGUUUAUUCAGGUGCAUCCGAUCACAAAGAAAAACAUGUAUGAAAAGAUAGACACCAUUCGCAAACGAAUGCAGGGUUCCCAGGGCGAUCAGAAGAAUAGCUCGGGAGGAGGAAAGAGUGCCAAGAAUUGUGCUCACAUAACCAAUAUUCCUUAUAACGUGACGAAAAAAGAUGUCCGUCUUUUUCUUGAUGGCAUUCAGUUGUUUGAGGAAAGUCUUAAGGUCCUAGUUGACGCAAAUGGUAAUGGUCUUGGCCAGGCUAUUGUGCAGUUCAAGUCUGACGAGGAUGCACUGAAAGCAGAGAGACUCCAUAGGCAAAAAUUGAAUGGCAGGGAUGCUUUUGUCCAUUUGGUAACAUUCGAUCAGAUGAAGGAAGUUGAGAGAAAUCCUCCUCCACAAGCAAAGAGAGGCCAGAAAUCCCUAGGAAAUUCUCAUGCCCAUUCUCAUGCACAUGCGCAGCCCCAGGCCCAAGUUCCCCAGGUGCCUCAUGCUUUUCCAGGAAUGACAGGCGACGAGUUUAGUUUUCUGAGAAAUGCUGUAGGGACCCUUGGCAACGGUCCCCCUUUUGUCAACCCGUUCGUUGCCCCAGGUAACGGACUGGCAGGUCCACCGCCUUUGCCGCCACUUGGUGCUGCUUUGGGUGAUGUCUCGCUAGGCCUUCCCCCACCAAUGGUUGGAGGACCCCUUCCCGGUCCUGUUCUAGAGCACCCUGGUUUCAGACCCAGUGCACCUUCUGGCUUUGGUGCACCAGAGCCAUUAAGGGGCAUCCCAUCAUUUGAUAAUGGAUCUUCUCGUAAAGCCAUCGGCCAAAAUCAUGGAGGGAUCCAAGGUCAGAGGCCAGCUUCUGAGAGUCUUAGAGGACCUUCCAGUGGUCCAGGUAAUUCAAGGCCCACCAUUGUCAAAAUUCAAAACAUGCCCUUUACUGUGACUGUUGAUGAGAUAAUCGAUUUUUUCUAUGGCUAUCAAGUGUUGCCUGGUUCUGUAUGCUUGCAAUUCAGUGAGAAAGGUUUGCCCACUGGGGAAGCGAUGGUUGCUUUUGACUCCCAAGAUGAAGCAAUGGCUGCUGUUAUGGACCUGAAUGAUAGGCCUAUUGGGGCAAGAAAAGUGAAGAUCACUUUGGGAUGAAAACAAUGACUUUGUCAUUGCAAAGUAUGUUUUCUUUUGACACAGUUUUCUGACAAAUUAACUAAACUGGUUGUUUUUAAGUACAUAAGA